AUGGUUGCUCAAGAAUUGCAUCUGAUCUUAUUGAUCUUCUUUAAUCAUCUGAAUUGCUUGUUAAGUCAACAAGAAGAAGCCAGUUUCAUCUACGAUGGCUUUGGCCAAGCUCAAGCUGAUCUUCAUCUAGAUGGAGCUGCAAAAAUCAUCUUUCCAAGUGGAUUAUUGCAGCUUACCAACGCCUCGACGCAGCAAAUGGGUCAUGCUUUCUUCAAGCAGCCAUUCGAGUUUGAUCCAUCUGUGAAGAAACUCUCUUUCUCGACUCAUUUUGUGUGCGCACUUGUGCCUUAACCGGGAGCUGAUAGUGGCCAUGGAAUUGCCUUUGUUGUAUCUUCUUCCAUAGAUUUCACACAAGCAGAUCCAACUCAGUACUUGGGACUUUUCAACAUCUCAACAAAUGGAUCUCCAUCUUCUCAGCUUCUAGCUAUUGAGCUAGAUACCGUCCAAAGCGCAGAGUUUGAUGAUAUCGACAAGAAUCAUGUAGGUAUAAACAUAAACAGCCUGAAGUCUGUAGAGUCCGCUUCAGCUUCUUACUUUUCAAACACCAAAGGGAAGAAUCAAAGCAUAAAGCUCUUAAGUGGAGACCCUUUACAAGUCUGGGUGGACUAUGAAGACGCUAUCCUCAGUGUCACAUUGGCUCCUUUAAGAAUCCAGAAGCCAAAACAUCCUCUUUUGUCAAGACCCAUCAACCUUACUGACAUCUUCUCAGAUCAAAAAUGGUUCUUCGGAUUCUCUGCAGCAACAGGGUCGUUGGUUAGUUACCAAUAUAUCUUAGGAUGGAGUUUCAGCAGAAGCAGAGUGUUGUUGCAGAGACUGGACUUAUCAAAACUUCCUCAGAUUCCUCAUCCAAGAGCCAAGAAGGAGCAAACUUCUCCUCUGCUUAUCGCUUUACUCGUGUUACUAGCACUCAUAACGUUGGUGGCUCUUGUAGGAGUUUACUUAUACAGGAGAAACAAGUAUGCAGAAUUCAGGGAAGCAUGGGAAAAAGAAUACGGUCCACACCGGUUUUCUUAUAAAUCUCUGUACAAAGCAACAAAAGGGUUUGACAAAGAUGGUCGUUUAGGGAAAGGAGGUUUUGGAGAAGUCUACAGAGGAAACCUGCCUCGCAUUGGAGAUAUUGCGGUAAAGAGAGUUUGCCACGAUGCAAAUCAAGGCUUGAAACAGUUUGUGGCUGAAGUGGUGACUAUGGGAAGUUUAAAGCACAGAAAUUUAGUUCCUCUUCUCGGAUAUUGCAGAAGGAAAGGAGAGCUUCUUCUGGUCUCUGAAUAUAUGUGCAAUGGCAGUGUUGAUCGAUACUUGUUUCACAGAGAAAAACCGUUUCUUUCAUGGUCGCAAAGGUUUGCGAUUCUGAAGGAUAUUGCAUCUGCUCUGAACUAUCUGCACACAGGAGCUAGCCAAGUUGUGUUACACAGAGAUAUAAAAGCUUCUAAUGUCAUGUUAGAUUCUGACUUCAAUGGAAGGUUAGGAGAUUUUGGAAUGGCGAGGUUUGAAGAUUACGGAGAUAGCUUACCCGGAACAGCAGCUGUAGGAACAAUGGGUUACAUGGCACCUGAGCUAACAACAAUGGGAGCUUCUACAAGAACUGAUAUUUAUGCAUUUGGUACGUUCAUGCUUGAAGUAAUCUGUGGAAGGAGACCAUUAGAUCUCAAGAUUGCAGAUGAGAAACGGCAUUUGAUCAAAUGGAUUUGUGAUUGCUGGAGAAGGGAUUCUCUGGCUGAUGCUAUAGAUACAAGAAUGGGACUUGAAUACUCAGAAGAGGAAACCGAGAUGGCUCUGAAACUCGGAUUGCUCUGCACUAACAUUGUGGUGGAAUCAAGACCAACCAUGGAACAAGUUGUACAAUACAUAAACAAGAAUCUCCCAUUACCCAUUUUCUCACCAGAUUCUCCAGGGAUUGGAGUUUCUACUCCGGUUUUGCUGGAGACAGCCUUCACUUCAAGAUGCUCUUUAGCACCAUCAGCUUCUCCUCCUUCGCCUCAUAACUCCAUGUUCGUUACUCACACAAUCACAUACGGAGAUGGAAGGUGA
This is a messenger RNA of Eutrema salsugineum, 2028 nucleotides long. Its product is annotated as putative L-type lectin-domain containing receptor kinase I.11. The record is from RefSeq and is a predicted model, not a curated record. Gene Ontology annotation, biological process: protein phosphorylation. Lineage: Eukaryota; Viridiplantae; Streptophyta; Magnoliopsida; Brassicales; Brassicaceae. Gene Ontology annotation, molecular function: protein kinase activity; carbohydrate binding; ATP binding. Gene Ontology annotation, cellular component: plasma membrane.